AUGCUUGAUCCAACCGAAUUGGUAAAAAACCGACAUCAGGCACGAUCUGUAAGCAGUACGAAAAAAAAUCAUCCGUUUGCUCAAUUUUUAAAAUAUGAUCGACAAGUAUUGAAAUUUUCUGCAUAUUGGGAUGACCGAACCGAAUUUGGUGACGUAAGAAAGUUAGAACUAUGUUACUAUUUAGCUGAUGAUACUAUAGAAAUAAAAGAAGCACAUAUUCGAAAUUCUGGUCGUGAUGGGCCGACUGUUUUCCUAAAACGUGGCCGAUUAGUAAGAGAAUUUCAGGGACUAUUACUCCCGGGUCAGGUAACACCAAAAACACUCCUAAAUGUUCUUGGUACGAAUAUGCGUAACGUACGCUACUGCAUUGAUCCUCUUAAUACGGGAAACAAGGAAAUACAUUAUUAUAAUGAGCGUGAUCUGCAAAUUGGAAGUGUAAUAAAUGUUUAUGGUCGAGCUGUAGUUAUAACUGACCUUGAUCCAUAUACUAGGAAAUAUUUUAGAAAGCGAUUUGGUAUUCAAGACUUUACGCCGUUAACGAUUCCCAACAGAUCUGACGAUUGCGCAGAACACAAGUCCACUGAACGUUUGUUGCCUCCAUUUAAUGGAUGGGGAAGCUAUGAGGAUUCAGUGGGAAAUUGUUUAUCCGUCGAGCCGAAGCCGCCUAAAUCUGAUUUUAAAAAGUUCAUUAAGUUUGAUCGCUACGUUUUACGCUUUGGUGCAAAGAUGUUAUCAACUGUAAAAGCAAAUUGCGAGAGAAUUUUUGUUAUAAGUUACUAUUUGUGUGAUGACACGUUGCAAAUUCAAGAGAUUGCAGUUCGCAAUUCAGGAUUUCUAGGCGGUGAAUUUAUGAAACGCAAAAGGCUAGAGCUACCGGGGCAGGAAAAGUUUUCCUGCAAACAGCCACAGUACUACAUGGUGGAACUUUUUAUUGGAUCUACUAUGGCCCUAAAAGAUUUCAUUUUUCAUAUAGUCUCUGCCGAUGAAUAUACUUUAAUGUACAUGGAACAUCACCCCGAAGAAUUUUGUCAUGCUAAUGUUCUUGUUAUUAUGGAAAAAGUUACAAAUUUCUUAAAGACGCGCAUGGCUGAUUUUAUUGGUACCUGUGUGCCAUCUUGUAACGACUUGGAUGCAAAAACUGAUAUUUUUGUUUCAUUUGAAAGUUUUAAGGGAGCUUUAAUAAAUGCAUUGGGUAAUCAAAUAAGCGAUCAUGAGAUAAUUACGCUAUGUCGUCAUUUUUCUGCUGAGCAAACUUUACCACAUAAAUGUACCAGAUCAAAUGUACGAGCAGCUGCUCACCUUGAACUGAAGCGUUCUUUAUGGAAUGCACGGGAUGAUUUAAUGGAACAUUUUCAUCAUAUAAACCCAAAAAAUUUGCCUUUCUUACCAGAAUCUAAAGUGCGGUCAACGCUUCGCGGUUGCCGAUUGCCAUUUUCAACUGAACUUAUUGAUAAUAUAUUAUCAAUUUUAAACCGAAACGAUUGUAAUGACAUAGAAAUUUGUGACUUGAUGAACUUUUUAGAUGUUUCUUGUGGUAAGGGUUGCGAUAUGCCACCAGUAAACCACGCUUUCGAGCUGUGCCCAAAAAUUCCGUUUUUACACAAAGGCCGGUCAGUUAACUUUACAUGUUUCCUGCACUACUUGAAUCUACCUCUUAACUUGCCAACUGGGAUUAACAAUGAUAGCACUAAAGUAAACGACGAUCGGAUACUACCACCAUCAGCUACAACAAAAACUAACGAACAGAAAGAUGAAGACGUCCACAAAGAUGAUCACUUGAUAUAA
This is a messenger RNA of Drosophila bipectinata, 1785 nucleotides long. NCBI's taxonomy places the organism in Eukaryota, Metazoa, Arthropoda, Insecta, Diptera, Drosophilidae. The record is from RefSeq and is a predicted model, not a curated record.